Ochlerotatus camptorhynchus is the source of this 5163-nucleotide messenger RNA. RefSeq names its product homeobox protein homothorax-like. The transcript is spliced from 5 exons. Bases 1 to 684 code for a protein of 227 amino acids. The record is from RefSeq and is a predicted model, not a curated record. NCBI's taxonomy places the organism in Eukaryota, Metazoa, Arthropoda, Insecta, Diptera, Culicidae.
AUGGCGAAUUCCACCGACCCUGUUCACUGUGCCAGAUCCACCAUUCGGUGGAACACUUUAUAUGCCACUGCCCGCAAUAUCAAGGAGCUAGAAACCUGUUCGACAUCCCCGGCAGCAUCCGAGACGCCCUCAGUGAAGAUCCUUGCCGCUCAGCGGCACUACUGGCUUUGCUCCGCGAGGCACCCUCUAUUCCCGCUAUUGGCACUAAUAUUCGAAAAAUGUGAACUAGCAACGUGUACGCCGCGAGAACCAGGUGUCGCGGGUGGUGAUGUCUGUUCGUCAGAUUCCUUCAGUGAGGAUGUGGCAGUAUUUAGUAAACAGAUACGGCAAGAAAAACCCUACUAUGUGGCGGACCCCGAAGUAGAUUCACUAAUGGUGCAAGCUAUUCAAGUGCUACGGUUUCACCUCCUAGAACUUGAAAAAGUGCACGAACUAUGCGAUAAUUUCUGCCAUCGAUAUAUUUCAUGUUUAAAGGGUAAAAUGCCAAUAGAUUUAGUGAUUGACGAACGGGACACCACCAAACCACCAGAACUAGGCGGUGCCAAUGGCGAGGGUAGAAGUAAUGCAGAUUCAACAUCACAUACAGAUGGAGCUAGCACACCAGACGUUGUGAGUACCCCCUUCGCGGGAGCACAUGGUCCUAUAUUGGCGAGCUACAAUGCGGUGGUGCACCCAUGUUCGUAGUACGACUAUGACCUUCUUGCAAAAACGAAGCGGGUGCUCACAAUGCCCUGGGAUAACGGCCAGAACUUCGCUUGAGAUCGCGCUGAAUAUGCUUAAUUGUACUACUUUAGAUACAACAAAUUAAAAACUAAAAUACCAAAAACAGAACGAUAGCAUUGAUUCAAAAUUGUCACUUUAAAAAAAACGAACAAACCAAAAGCCAAGAGAGCAAACAAAAAACAUUAUAAACGCCAAUGAAAAUCUGCAUUAACAUCUUAUGAGCCAUCAACGUAACAUUGAGAUGAUUAAUGAAGUUUGCAGCACGUACAGAAGCUUCAACCAUAGUCCAGGAUGUAAUUCCUCGCUCUAAGAAUCUAAAAUCCAUGUGUGAGCAAUUUCUAAACGUCUGGAUGAAAAAAAAGAAACAGGAAACAAAACAAAACUGUGGAAAUAGGAAAAAAGAGACUGAAUGAGACACAGAAUGGCAAGUGUGCAAGUGCAUCAGAGAGAAAAACGGAGAGAACACAAUACAAACAAUGGAGACAGUGAACAAGUAGAGUGGUAAACAAGCCAGUGAGUGCAAACAAUCACACUCUGACCACCGGCUCAGGUGCAUUGCUUUCCUUGUGUAUAUGUAUAAUCUCGUUUUUCAUCUAGCAUAUUACAAUGCCUUGAACCAUGAAUCCUGUUCAUAACAGAAAUCCAAAGAGAUAAGAAACAAAAAUGCAUAAAUCAGACAAUUUGAAUGAAUUGUGGAUUCUGUACGUGCUGCAAACAGUGGAACUUCAACAGCGUUGCAAGUAGAAGAAGAAUAACAGAAAAAAAAAUUGUUGUAUUGCUACAUCAUAAUUGCGAAUACUAAACAAAAGAAGUAAUACGACAAAACGUACGAAUCUGAUGUAUAGAUUGUAAAAGCAACUUUAUAUACGUAAUUAAAGUAUAAGGAUUAAUACAAAAGAAAAUCAAAUUAAUUUCAACCUUUAUUGAACAAAAAUCAAGCAGAAAAGCUGUUAAGGCAAGCCAGGAAAAGAUAAGGAAGAAAAAAGUAGCAAGUAUACUUCGUUUUUGCAAGAGGCCCAUAUAGCUCGCCAAUUUCUCAAUACACGGAACAAUUUGGCAACAAUGCGCGCGAACACAUGUGCAUGUGUAUGCGCACCUGUGAUCAUCAUCUUUAAUAGAUCCUACCCGAACACUUACGAAAGUUUGCGCGCCUACUAUGAACAGAUUUUCUGGAUAUCAGAUGGUAUGCUUUUCAGUCGUUUCGAUUUGAAACUUGGUGCAUUAUGCCAUGAACUGGAAAACAAAAACCCCAGAAAAUCAAUACCGUCUGUUGCUCCCGAUGAUUUAAAUUUGCUCAAUCUAGCUUUUAUCGACAACGCACAGUGAUGAUCACAUUGUUGUCAAACGGUUCCGUGUUUGCAUGUAUAGUUGUAUUUUUACUUUGAGAAAGUAUUUUCUUUGUGUAUUAUUUUUUCUUUAGUUUACUAUCAAAUAGUCGAUCUUUACCCUAUAAAAAACACGUUAAAUGAUUCCUCCGAGGUUUUGGGACAAAUAUACAUAAUUCGUACAGAGCCACCGAAGUAGGCUUUGUUGACUUUUUUCUAUUGUGGUUACUUUUCCUCGUUGCACUAUUGCAAAUAGAAUCUCUUCAAGCGAUUAAAAGAUGAAAACAAAUCUUUAUCCAGUCAAAAUCUAUAGCUGAGAUCAUUUCAGAGAUGAUUGUAUGGGUUCAAUCAGGUGUCUCCUGUUUCAAUUACUAAUAGCGUACGAUACGUAGAUGUUAAGGCCAAUCCAAUUGAAACACGCAGAAUAAUCCUGAACCAUAUCUUAUGUUUGUAUAAUUUUUCCACUUUUUAAUCUUUCACUUCCAUUCAUACCUCUCAACUGUGUGUUAGGGGCAGUAGAGUAAAGUGAUAGAAAGUGAACGUAAUAAUACAUUCAAGGAUAAAACAAACGAUAUACGUAAUUUACAUAUGACUGAAAUUAAUUUUUCUCAUGUACUAAUCCCGCCUUAGCAGUGCGAUAAUGUCGCUGUUCGGCUGAUACUACUAAACUACUGAAUCUAGGCAAGAUGUAACAUUAAAUACAAACAAAAAAACAAACGAAAAAGUGAUGUGAACGACAACAAACCACUGUAUACGAUUUUAAAUCUUCGAUACCGUAAGAAAAUGAUCAGGUUACAUAUUUCAAGAUUGAUCGCGAUUGAUUUUUAAAGUUUUUAACAAUGCCUACGGGUUACCAUACUGAGUUGCGACUUUCAGUAUUAUGCUUCCGGAGGCCGCAACUAUUUCACAAGUAUACUUUGCCGUACGAUGUCCUCUUUUUAGUUACUGCGACAACAAACUAAAUUGGAUAUACAUAGUAUACUACGCAAAUGUAAUACGAUCGUGAUCGUUGAUGUAUACUUACAGCGUUUUCGCAGUUUUAAUCAAUUUUCUACCCCUUACGAUAAAAGCGCAUUUCUUCUAUUUGGUCUGUAGGAAACACAUGGAUAGAGUUUUAUUUCGAUCGCUAUUAUGGGUUUCCAAAUGCAUUUUCUACUAAUAAUGCCAUGCUUAUAUCUUAUCCCUGCAAAAUGCUGAGUUUUAGCGAAUAGUAAAGGAAGAUUCAAAGCCAAACAAUGAGCAGCAGCAAAGCAAACAAGUGUAAAACGAUUCAAAUUAAAAUUAAAUUCAUACCAAUGUCUCUCAAAUAAAGUAAAUAUUUCAAUGAUUAGUAAACCAACCACAACAAGAAUCCAACCCUAUACACAAUUUACCUAGAUAGAUUAUAAGUUAAGAUUUAAAUUUAACAUGAUGAAAUGCGUAUACGAACUAUAUUUAAAAGAAGCAACAAAACUACAAACCACGGAAAGGAGCAAAAAUAUUUUAUUAAUGAAAUAUUUUUUGUAAGUAUGUAAUAAAAGAAAAAAAUAUAUUUAAAUUAACUCAAUCUAUGAAAAAGGAUGCAAGAAGACGAGGUAAACUAAUUAAACAAAAGUAAAUCAACAAAUUGUAAACUUAGCUAAACUCGCUUCUGGCGGUGGUCAUGAAAAAUUAACAAUGAAUUCUUCUCGAAUUAUUAUAAAAAGUAAGAAGAUCAAGCUAUAUGGGCAUUUUAGUUUAAAAUUAAACGAAAAUAUCAGAAUUGUGGAAGAAAAGCAAACUCCCCAAAUUGAAUACAAUAAUUAAAAGAAUGCGAAACAAAGAAAAUCAUACUCAGUAUACAAAAAAGUAAAAUUUGUGAUUUUUAUUUAUAUUAUUAAAACUUUAGAGAAAGGAAAAUGAAAUGUAUAAGCAGCGAAUGUUUUUAGACAAUUAUCAUUAUGUUUGGCAAGGCAUGUUCUUUUUUCGUUAUGAUUUAUUGCAGCUGAACAGGCAAGUAGUACCCAAAAUACAAUCCUGGAACCAAUGGGCAGAAUGAGUGGAAUGCGGCUCACUACGCAAUGAUUUCACCAAUGUGGUAGCUUCUCUCAACGAUAAAUCAAUACUUCGUAGACAUUGAGCUAAUGUUUUAAUGGUGGAAAAACAAGAUAAUUUUGCAUCGCUCAUUAAACUUCUUUGUCUAAAUUUUUAUAUAAAGGCGUUUAGAUUUUGUAGAAAAAACAUAAAAAUUCAACAACAAUUCAUUGAUUGAUUCUUUUCAUAAAUGUUCGCUCACUCGGUUACAAAAGCGCUCUCAUGCUCUGCUUGUUGUUUCUAGUGUAGACUAAAAGUCCACCAGUAAAAGUAUGGACGACUGUCACCAGAAAACUGAUAAAAGCUGUUCGAAUUGAACAAUGGAAUGCAUUUUGAAGGUUCUAUUGGAACACCUUUUGGCAGGCGUCCAACCUUUUACUAGAGGGCUUUAGUGUUAGCUCCUUGCAUCGACAUAUGGGGUGAAAAUAUUACCGUUACAGCUGAAAACUGGGAAAACCCACUAGCAAAAAUCAAUUUUACUCUAGUUCUAUACGUUAUACAAAGUGUCGGAAGAAGUGCAAUGAUGCGCUAUAGUGCGCACAACUUCCGCCACUAUGUCUAACGUGUAGAACAAAGUAACAUCAAUUUUCGAUAUUGCGUUUUUUUCAGUUUUCAGCUGUAACAACAAUAUCAUGUUUAAACUUAAAUCACGAAGAGAAUCAAUUCUAUCUUAAACACCUCAGAACAUGAUGAAUGAAAGAACUGAAUUAGGAGGCGCAUUCCACAACAUCCCCAAAAACAAGUAACCAAUACACGCAGAAAACAAAUAGUGCACAUCAGAAAAGUUAAUUUUUUUCGAAACAAAUAGGUUUUAGUUAGCGCUCGUCUGUUUUUAUUAUCAUUAUUAUUAUUAUUGAAGGAUUAUUGUCUAUUGAUUAUAAUAAUUUUUAUUUUAUCUAUACAACGCAAAAAACUAACUUAUCAAAAUUAAAAAAAAACACGAAAACAGAAAAAAAUAGCUGAGGCCGAUUUUUGUCGAAUCCGGUCAUGGUGGUAACAUAUAAAUAUUGAACAUAUAUGAAUUAUUUUUUAACAAAAUAAAUGUUUUGUUGUUAAAAUAUAA